Molecule: messenger RNA, 2572 nt
Organism: Rhagoletis zephyria (snowberry fruit fly)
Lineage: Eukaryota; Metazoa; Arthropoda; Insecta; Diptera; Tephritidae
Source: RefSeq, a predicted model, not a curated record
CAGAGAUGCAAUGGGCGGAGAAAGAUAAGAAAAUCAUAGGAGCUUGGGACGUCUUUCCUUUUUUUUAUGGAAAAGGGGCGCAAGUUCGGUGUCGGAUUUAUGGUGGUAGAGAGACUUCGUCGUCUACGACUGUCGUUCAGCAUCUCGAUCAUUUGUGGUCACGUCACGAUGGAAGGAAAGGACGAUCAACUAACUCUUUGAUCUCUCUAGUGAGCUCUGCGCCACUUUCUCCUGCAUAAAAAUCGUGCUAGGCGACAAAGAUAAUAUUUUUCUUUCUAUAAUUUUUGGCUGGCAAUUUUUCCGACAGGGUAGUAGUAUAAUUUUCGUUCGAAUAAUGAACGCCGAAACCGCUUUGUCUUUCGACACAAUUUGGAAACAUGGUAGUUUUUAUCACCAAGUACCAGCAUAAGAAGAUUCAUAAGACUAUGUGGAUGUAAGCGAAUAGGAAAACACGAUACCUAAUGGGCCAUAUUGCGAUAGAACCUUGGACACGCUUUCAGUGUGUCAGCAACUUGGAUCGCUAUCCAUCGGAUAUUGUGUCUAAGAAAAGAUAUUCGCACGCCGUUGUAAAGCAAAGAACGUACGUUUUAAUGCACGAGGAAACCUCGACGUUGAAAAGUUGCGACGGCUACAGACAGCCAAUAGACUCAGCUUUCACUUCUACUCGAAUAUAGCAUUACCCACCACACCGACCCCUGCAAACAACAGGCUCACAUGCCGCGCUCUAUACGUACCGCCGCUAUGGAAUGAAUACGCCCAUGUAGUGAGUGUAACAUUGAGCACAACUUUAAGCUCCGUUCUCCUCUUCGCGACUCAUUGUCUUUCGAUUCUUUACUCUAAUGUUGGAAUGCGUGAAAGAGCUGCCAAUUUGAAUAGCAACGGCAACAUACACAUACAACAUAAGAAACGUAACCGGUCUAAGGGCUAACGAAGAAAAGACAAAAUGCUUUCAAGCCAUCCACAAAGAGUCUUUACGUAUUUGGGUCACACAUUAUUGUUGGUAAAUACUUAAGAUCCAGCAUAAACACCACCAAUAAUGUCAGCCUGUAGAUCAAGCGGAGAAUAAGUCUUGCCAACAAAUGCUACUUUGAGCUCGAAAGACAAUUUAAAAGCAAAGUCUCUCUCGAAGAAGAAAAAUUACGCUCUGGCUCCUUUAUCAUCAGCGUUCUUUUAUAAAGCGGAAAAACAUGGACGAUGUUAACGUAAAGUUGGCAAGGCUCUCGAGUGAACUAUUUUACGAAAGAUCGAUGGCCCUGUUUGCGGGGGCUAUGGGUACCGUAUAAAAAGGAACCACGAUCUGAAUGAGCUUUAUAAUGGCAUGGACAUAGUUAAGCGAGUAAAACCGAUUGCAUUGGCUAUGGGUAUGAUGGUGAAAAGAUUCUUCUACUCGGCAGCCAUAGAUGAACAACGAAAGCAAUGGCGCCCACAAAUCCAAUGGACACAAAAAAAAGACAUGUCUGCUCUUGCGUUAAACAACUAGCGCAACUGAGCAAAGAAGAAGCAAAUGGCAAAGUUUUUGGUCUUGGCCCAAACCGACAAACGCAUGUGUAGUGUCAAAAAAGAGGAAGCUGAAUUGAUUUGUCCAGAGUUUCAACUCUAGGGACACCUACUUUGUUUCCUGCUGAUUUACAAAACUUGUAUUUAUUUACAUAUUUAUUUUUCUUGCUUGACUCUCAUUUUCAAAUUGGCUUCAUUGAAAAGGAUUUGUUGUGUUAUAUUUUUUGAAAUUCAAUUUAACUGUUGACAUUGAAUUUAUUUACUAACAUUAACCAAGCUACGGAUCCCAACUACUACUUGCAACUAAGGUAACCAAAUAAUCCACGGUUGGUGACUUGUGCAACCAGCUAAAUGCAUGACAACAAAUUAAAAUAGAGCAAACAAUAAACAAUUGCUUAAAUUGAAACGCGUUUUGAUUAAAAUUGCGUUAAAGAAAACCUUUUUCUAAAUACAAACAAAAAAACUAUGGAUCCUACUAAGCAACUUGGAAUUGGCAAAGAGACAGUGAGGACAGAGCAGCUGGCGCGUCGAAAUUUUCAGAAAAAAUGGGCCAAACUUGGUGAUCAAAAAUUUAAUAAAUUCUAUAACCAAAAUGAAGUCAACCAGCAAUUGAAAGAUGUACUCAGAAAACAAGAACUAUGCCCCUUCAAAUAUACCGGUCAAGGUGAUUCAUAUUUCCUUUCACCCGACAUGUACAACUCAUUGGUAGCCAAAUGUCGUUGUGGUCGUCAGCGAAGUGAAACACAUAUUUUAAAAUGUUUGCAAAAGACAGAAAAUAUAUUUAAUAAAGCAGCAUCUUCAAAAGCUGUUGAGGUCAACAACGCUUCUAGGCAAGAGCAGAAUGCUAAAAAUGAAGGCAAAUCCGUGAAAGUUGAUAACAAAUACGCUGCUGACGUGUCACUACCAAAAACUACAAAUUCUUUGAUUGGUUGGCAAAAACGUCCUUCCAGCUACAGGGAAUGGGAAAACUCGAUGAAGCAUAUUUCACCAAUCGCCACUAUGACUGAACCACGUCUGACUCAAACAGCAUACCAUGUUUUACAUAUUGCCUAAAUUUAUAACAAUUAUGUUAAAC